Messenger RNA from Penicillium malachiteum, 483 nucleotides. RefSeq names its product ankyrin repeat domain-containing protein. The record is from RefSeq and is a predicted model, not a curated record. Gene Ontology annotation, molecular function: protein binding. The transcript has 2 exons. NCBI's taxonomy places the organism in Eukaryota, Fungi, Ascomycota, Eurotiomycetes, Eurotiales, Aspergillaceae. Bases 1 to 483 code for a protein of 160 amino acids.
AUGCAUGCUAUAGAGCACCGCCAGUAUGCUAUUCUUCAACUGCUAUUAUUGGAUCCGCGAGUAGAGCUCAACGUGGAGAACAAUGUUGGGCAAACCCCUCUGCAUUUUGCUGUUAGCAAGGAGGACUAUUUGUCCGUUCAAAUCCUGGUCCAGGACCAGCGGGUAAAUGUGAACUACCCUAACUUCGGAGGCGACACCCCCCUAUUGUUGGCUGCCCGGAAAUUCAGUGAUCAUAACUCCACCAGACUCGUUGAGUCUCUCCUUCUCAGUUCAGAUCUCAACGUGAAUUACCAAGACUUCAAUGGUCGCACAGCUCUUUGGCAUGCUAAUGGUCUGAAGCUCAAUACGGCUGAUAGAUGGGAUGUAGCGCCAAUAGCUUGUGCAGCCGAGGCUCCGUUCUUCAGCGCUGCCUAUCUCUUGUUGCAACAACCUGGCAUACAGCUCAAUGCACAGUCUCGACGAGUGAUACCCCCACUAUGGUGA